AUGGCAUCCAUUUUCAAAAAUUUCACCUUCUUGGCCAAAAACAAGAAUAAGACAGCCAGGCUUAGAUUGGUCAGAACCUACCCCCGAUAUUAUCAGUCGAAUACAACAAAAAUCAGCGGACAUGAUUUCAUUUUUCAUGAUGUGAAGGGCCAGCGUAUACACGGUUGGGUACCCGGAUGCUUAUCCCAAAAGUACAAAGAAUUUAAACUUCUCGAAGGCAAUGUGUACGAGAUCACAAAUUUCGAAUUUGUGGAGGACAAAAGUGCAUUCAAGAUAACCAAAUCAAGUCACAAGUUCAUUUUCUACAAACAAACUAACAUGCGCGAGAUAGUUGAUGACGAGUAUCCGAGUUGGGUACCCGGAUGCUUAUCCCAAAAGUUCAAAGAAUUUAAACUUCUCGAAGGCAAUGUGUACGAGAUCACAAAUUUCGAAUUUGUGGAGGACAAAAGUGCAUUCAAGAUAACCAAAUCAAGUCACAAGUUCAUUUUCUACAAACAAACUAACAUGCGCGAGAUAGUUGAUGACGAGUAUCCGAGGUUUAUGUUUGAGUUCAAGCAAUUCAGGGAGCUAACCGACCCCGAAACAAUUGAUCCUUGCACACCUUUUGCAAUAAUCAGCGGACAUGAUUUCAUUUUUCAUGAUGUGAAGGGCCAGCGUAUACACAGUUGGGUACCCGGAUGCUUAUCCCAAAAGUUCAAAGAAUUUAAACUUCUCGAAGGCAAUGUGUACGAGAUCACAAAUUUCGAAUUUGUGGAGGACAAAAGUGCAUUCAAGAUAACCAAAUCAAGUCACAAGUUCAUUUUCUACAAACAAACUAACAUGCGCGAGAUAGUUGAUGACGAGUAUCCGAGGUUUAUGUUUGAGUUCAAGCAAUUCAGGGAGCUAACCGACCCCGAAACAAUUGAUCCUUGCACACCUUUUGCAAUGGCAUCCAUUUUCAAAAAUUUGACCUUCUUGGCCAAAAACAAGAAUAAGAUAGCCAGACUUAGAUUGGGCCAGCGUAUACACGGUUGGGUACCCGGAUGCUUAUCUCAAAAGUUCAAAGAAUUUAAACUUCUCGAAGGCAAUGUGUACGAGAUCACAAAUUUCGAAUUUGUGGAGGACAAAAGUGCAUUCAAGAUAACCAAAUCAAGUCACGAGUUCAUUUUCUACAAACAAACUAACAUGCGCGAGAUAGUUGAUGACGAGUAUCCGAGGUUGAUGUUUGAGUUCAAGCAAUUCAGGGAGCUAACCGACCCCGAAACAAUUGAUCCUUGCACACCUUUUGGCAAUGUGUACGAGAUCACAAAUUUCGAAUUUGUGGAGGACAAAAGUGCAUUUAAGAUAACCAAAUCAAGUCACAAGUUCAUUUUCUACAAACAAACUAACAUGUGCGAGAUAGUUGAUGACGAGUAUCCGAGGUUGAUGUUUGAGUUCAAGCAAUUCAUGGAGCUAACCGACCCCGAAACAAUUGAUCCUUGCACACCUUUUGACAUGAUUGACUGUAUUGUUUUGUUUCAAAACAUACAUACAAGAAAUUUAAAUGGAGGUCAAAAGAGAUGUGUUGACAUUGUUCUUGAAGAUGUUGAGGGCUGCCACCAAACUUGCACCCUAUGGGAAGGAUAUGCGGAUAUGCUUAUAGCUGCCUACAAAAAGUCUUUCAUGUCUAACGUAUGUGACGACUUGCAAUCUGGAAUUGCUCCUAUCAUAAAGGUUGCGUACUUUUGCGCGUCUAAAGAGGAAAAAAAGUUUUGGAUUUGUGGCCACAUUAUUGAUAUUUGGAGAGAUUGGUUUUUCAAUUCUUGCCCAAAUUGCGUUCGAAAAGUCGAGCGCAAAGAAGAGAGAUUUUGGUGCAACUAUUGCAAAGACUCCAUUCCCUUUGCAAUUCUUAGGUACAAGCUGCAUAUUUUGGUUGGGGACAACACCGGAAUGGUUCUCCUUUUGUGUUGGGACAAAGUUGCUCGAGAGUUAGUUGGAAAACCAUGUGAUGCUGUUGACAAUGAUGGAUCAGAUCUACCACUUGACCUUGAACUUUUGACACACGAAGUGCUAUUGUUCACGGUUUCAAAGAAAAAGGAUCAAUUUGGAUCAUACAUUGGUCUUUUUACUGUUUCUCGAAUAACAGCCGAUCAUAUUUUGGAUUCUGACCAACCAUCCACAUUGAUGAAAGAAUAUUAUGAAGCUGGUCAAGAAUCAAAGGAUGAGGACACUGUACCAGGCUGCGAAAUAACAGGAAAGAGGGUUCAAAAAAAAUUAUUUGAAGAUGGCUCGAGCUGUUCAGGGGUGGAGCCAAAGGACAAGAAAAUCAAAGUUGAGAAAAUAUGA
Messenger RNA from Striga asiatica, 2304 nucleotides. Lineage: Eukaryota; Viridiplantae; Streptophyta; Magnoliopsida; Lamiales; Orobanchaceae. The record is from the annotation of a GenBank genome assembly.